Molecule: messenger RNA, 1125 nt
Organism: Podospora anserina S mat+
Lineage: Eukaryota; Fungi; Ascomycota; Sordariomycetes; Sordariales; Podosporaceae
Exons: 2
Coding region: 1-1125 (374 amino acids)
Source: RefSeq, a predicted model, not a curated record
AUGCGCCCCCUCCCCCUCCCGCUCUGGGCCUUAAUAUCCGCCCACCUCUCCCUCGCCGAACAACAAACCCCGCUCCAACAACCAACCGCCAUCCGAAAAAUGCCCCCCAACAACCCCUCCCUCAAAUUCCACUCCCACUUUUGCGCCUUCGACCCCUCCCAAACAUCCCCUUCCAACUCUUCUGCUGCGGUCCUCCUCCCGAGAGAUGGAACCUCCUUCUCCGCCCCCCUCCGCGCAGUCUACAACCCUCCUCCACCCGCAUCCCCCAACCCACAACGACGAGGGGUGCUGGGAGUAAGCAAAAGACAGUGGUCCUGUCCGACAGACACCCUAUUAUGCAGCAACAUCGGCUACCCCAACACCUGCUGCCACGAAGGGUCGACAUGCAUCAAAAUCCCGGAUACUGGCUUGGGGCCGGUGGGUUGCUGCCCGGAUAACACCCAGUGCACAGGGGGCGUGACGAGUUGCGGGGAGGGGGGGGUUGGGUGCCCGAGUGAGGUUGGGGGAGGGUGUUGUUUGAAGGGGUGGGUUUGCGGCGGGUUGGUGUUCCACUUCCUGUUCCCAUCCCAACUACAACCACGACCUCGGCUCCGCUGGAGGCAACCAACAACAACUACUUCAGAGUCGAGUUCUACUCCGGAAACGACGUCAACUCGACCCCAGUCAUCGACAACUACGUCUGAUGACGCCCCGGAGACGUCUACAACGGGUGAACCGGGAUUUUGUCCCACGGGGUAUUAUGCUUGUCUUGCUCGUGCGAAUAACGAGGGGGGGUGUUGUCAGAUAGGUCGGGGUUGCGCCGAGACUGAUUGCCCGCCUUUGACUUCCUCGACGACGGUGGUUGAUGGCAAUGGGGUGACGAUUGCGGUGCCGAUGCCGACUGGUGCGCCGCCUGUGAUGGGGGAUGAGUGUGCUAAUGGGUGGUUCAUGUGCAAUGAGAGGGAUGAAAGUGAGGGGUGCUGUCCUGAUGGGUAUGGUUGUGGGACGGCGAGCUGUACGCUUGUGAGAGCGGGGGAGACGGCUGGGGUUGCGAAGGCUUUGCCGGGGACGGGGGCUGCUGUGAGGUAUGAGGGGGCGUUUGUGGGAGCUUUGGUUGGGGUGGCUGGGAUGGUUAUGGCUUUUUGA